GUGUGCGGGCUCGGAGGAGUCAAGGCAGCAUCUAUUUUUUUGACUGUGCAUACAGCUUUGAGGUUUGGUCUUUCUUUUGCUCACGCCUUCAUCUCUCGCCUCCCACUUUGUUUGAAGAGUGCUUGAGAUGGCUGAAAGACCCAACACCAGAUGCUAAUGUGUUGCUCAUUGUAAGGCUGAUCUUUCAAGCUGUUAUCCAUGUGGUUUGGAAAGAAAGGAACUUGAGAUUGCACACGGGGUUAUGUAGACCAUCUCAGGCAAUCAUUCAAGAAAUUCAGCAAACUAUCAAGCUCCGACUAGAUCCACUGUCUCGAAGUUUAAGGAUGUCUUACUCAGCGACAGCAACAACUCCUCUUGGUUUUUGGUUAAGUAUUUUUUAAGGGCUCCUUUUUGAAAGUCUCUACCUCCCCUUGUUGGGUGAUUUUUUUCUGUAAAGUUAGGCUUAGCUCUAACUUUUCGGUCCACUGCAGACUUGUAACCGAAUUUUUUUGGUUGCAUUAUUAAUGAAUCGGAGUUUAGGUAAAAAAAAGAAUUAAUAAAUUAACAGAAGGAUUGGGUGUAUGAAAUGAUCUAUCGCAUACAUAUUGGUUGAGUUAAAUACUUGAAAACAAUCAAAUAACCAAUGUUCAAAUAGCAUUGACAGGACAUAAUUGGACGUCUAGUCGUCUACCGAAUUAAUAAAAGAUAUGAGUGGAUUACUUUCAGAAUUGUUAUAUCUGUGUGGAUAAGUGAUAGUACAUUAUUUGCAAACCUAAUCCUUAUUUUUUGUUACACUCUUCUUAUCCACGCGUAAUUUACCGUUUUUACUCGUUUUCUUACUUUUACUCGAAACUUUAACUAUAUAGACAUCAAGUUACAGUAUAGUUUAAAUUUAAGACAAAAUAAACGAUAUUUUCGUACGUUUUUAAUAUUUCUAGGUCCUAUGAGACCAUGGAAGCCGUGUCUGAGAAUAUAGCCAAUAAUGUUGCCAUUCAUAUCUUUCUCUUUUUUAAUUAGUAUAGGGACUAUGAACAUAUUUCACUCCUCUAAUGACAAGGCCGACCCACAUCAUUGGACGGUAAGGAAUCACUGCUUUAAUAAAAAGGAACGAUUGGGAAAAAAAUAUGGAGAGAUGCCUUUUGACAUGUUGACAGACCAUGAAAAUGUUUAAUGGUAUGAUACAUUUUAACAAUCGCAUGAUUUAUAUUUUGACCUUGCAAAAAACAACAUGAGAUGAGUUUAGGACAUUGACAAUUUAAUAAGCAUCAACACAUAUACGGAACAGUGAAAGAUGAAGAGGUCAAUAAUUGCUGGAGAAAAAAGUGGAGAGACUGUUGGCUCUUUCUCGGCUAUAAAUUUACCUUUCGUUUCUUUCCAUCUAUCAACUCAAAACUGAGACUUCAAUUCUCUGCCUGUUAAGGUCAAAUAAAAGAUGGAGAAUUCUAGCCUGAAGGAUCUUUCACGAAUACUCCCUCGCGUCCUUGUCGUCUCUAGACGCACCCUUCGCAAGAACAAAUUUGUUGAUUUCGUUGGUGAAUACCAUCUUGAUCUUAUAGUCGAGUAUGGUGCUGUCCCGGUGAUUGUACCACGAGUAGCUGGCGUUGACAAGUUACUUGAAAGCUUCAAACCCAUCCAUGGAGUUCUCCUCUGUGAGGGAGAAGACAUCGACCCUUCUUUUUACGAGUCAGAAAUAUCGUCUCUUUCACCUGAAGAACUCGACGAGAUCCGGAAAACACAUGCGAGUGAUGCAGCUAUAGACAAGGAAAAAGACUCUAUUGAGUUUGCUCUUGCAAAGCUAUGCCUUGAACAGAACAUUCCUUACUUGGGAAUUUGCAGAGGAUCACAAGUUUUAAAUGUUGCUUGUGGGGGGAGUCUAUAUCAGGAUUUGGAGAAAGAGGUCACAACUAAGCUCCCCGAGGAACAUAGAAGAAAGCACAUUGAUUAUGAUGACUAUGAUGGUUAUAGACAUGAGGUGAAGAUAGUAGAGAACAGUCCUUUGCAUGAAUGGUUCAAAGAUUCCUUGGAUGAAGAAAAUAUGGAGAUCUUGGUCAACAGUUAUCAUCACCAGGGGGUUAAGAGAUUGGCUCAGAGAUUCGUGCCGAUGGCCUUUGCUCCCGAUGGAUUGAUCGAAGGGUUUUAUGAUCCUGAUAUGUACAAUCCCAAAGAGGGCAAGUUUCUCAUGGGUUUACAGUUCCAUCCAGAGAGGAUGAGAAAGAAUGGUCUCGAAGAAUUCGAUUUCCCCGGUUGUCCUGGUGCUUAUCAGGAAUUUGCGAAGGCAGUUAUUGCAUAUCAAAAGAAAGUGAAUAGCUCAUUGUCUGUUCCUAAAAAGUUGGAACUCAAUCCAGAAAUGGAAAACAAAAGGAAGAUACUUGUCAGGAGCUUCUCGCUUGCAAGGUCUAUGUACACCAGAUCUUAUUCGAUGAAGAACCAAUCUACUGAAUCAGAACUCGACGUUGGAGCUGAGUUUCUUGAGUCAAAUACGGCUUUAAGUAUGGAUCAAGAGAUGAAGCUGAGAGAGAUGGGAACGACGAUGAGGAACGGAGGAUCAUUCACGCAAAAGCUAAGGCUUGAUGAGGAUAAGCAGAGGAAGGCAAUGAACAUAAUGAAGAAGAUGAACGUGGAGCGACUCUCUGAGCUCAUUGCUUUCUAUACCUUGAUGGGGAAGAUCUCUAGUGAGGUAUUGGAGAGAAAGCUUAAUGGCUCACUCGAUGACCACAGUCUCACUUCGCAAUGACGUCAGUAACGCUGAAUGUUAAAAUUUGGUUAUUUUAUUAUUGGUGUUUAAACUUACUUUCUGCAUUGAAAAAGUACUGUAUGAUUUACGUCAAUAUAAGCAUACGGCUUUUCAUGAAAGUUUGGUUAAUGCAUGAGUGAUUAUGAAUGUACUUUGACUAAAUAAAUUGUAAUAGUUGAUAUUUUAAACGAGUAAGAUAUUACUCCUUCUGUUUCAAUUUAGUUGUCGUUGUAAAAUAAAAAAUUUUCAUUUUAAAAUAAGUGUCAUUUUAUAA
Messenger RNA from Brassica rapa (field mustard), 2987 nucleotides. RefSeq names its product putative glutamine amidotransferase GAT1_2.1. The record is from RefSeq and is a predicted model, not a curated record. Gene Ontology annotation, cellular component: cytosol. NCBI's taxonomy places the organism in Eukaryota, Viridiplantae, Streptophyta, Magnoliopsida, Brassicales, Brassicaceae. Gene Ontology annotation, molecular function: hydrolase activity, acting on carbon-nitrogen (but not peptide) bonds, in linear amides.